This is a messenger RNA of Siniperca chuatsi (mandarin fish), 1735 nucleotides long. RefSeq lists its product as uncharacterized. The transcript is spliced from 11 exons. Gene Ontology annotation, molecular function: nicotinamide-nucleotide adenylyltransferase activity; lipid binding; nicotinate-nucleotide adenylyltransferase activity. Gene Ontology annotation, cellular component: mitochondrion. The record is from RefSeq and is a predicted model, not a curated record. The coding region runs from base 172 to 1722 and encodes 516 amino acids. Gene Ontology annotation, biological process: NAD+ biosynthetic process. NCBI's taxonomy places the organism in Eukaryota, Metazoa, Chordata, Actinopteri, Centrarchiformes, Sinipercidae.
GGAGAGCUCACUUUGCUCAGAAUAACCGUCCUCCACCAGGAGCCGCACUUCAGCCAGCUUUUCUCUGCGGAACCGUCGAGCAAUAGCUCCCCAAAACGGGGGACAGGGAAGAGUGUGACACACUCGCACAGCAACAAUGUGAAAAGAAGUGGUGCGAAGGGGUAAACCAAGAUGGCCACCCGCCGUGUUCCACUAGUCUUGCUGGCCUGCGGCUCCUUUAAUCCCAUCACCAACCAGCACAUGAGGCUGUUCGAGCUGGCCAGAGACCACAUGCACAGCACAGGCCAGUACCAGGUGGUGGGUGGCAUCGUGUCUCCAGUGAGUGACUGCUAUGGAAAGCAAGGCCUGGCACUGGCUAAGCACAGAAUUGCUAUGGCAAAACUGGCGCUCCAGAGCUCAAACUGGGUCACAGUUGAUGAAUGGGAGAGCCAGCAGCCAGACUGGACAGAGACUGUGGUCACCAUGAGGUAUCAUUAUGGGCGUAUUCUGAAGGAGUAUGAGCAGAGCACAGGAACGCACAACGACUCCAGUGGAAACACCACUCCCCUCUCAAUCCCCUGCCCCCAGUUGAAGCUGUUGUGUGGAGCUGAUUUCCUCGACACUUUCAAGAUCCCUGGCCUGUGGCGGGACGACCACGUGGAGGAGGUGGUCGGGCAUUUUGGCCUCGUCUGCAUCAGUCGAGGGGGGCUUCAGCCCGAGCGAGCCGUGCACGAGUUGGACACGCUCUCACGCCACCAUCAAAACAUUUUCCUGGUAAGGGAAUGGGUGAGGAAUGAAACGAGCGCCACAGAGGUUCGCCGGGCUCUGAGACAGGCUCUGAGUGUGAAAUACCUGAUCCCAGACUCUGUGAUAGAAUAUAUUCACCAGCACAACCUCUACACGGAGGACAGUGAGAGGAGAAAUAAGGGCACGGUGCUGAGGCCGCUCGCCAAACAGGCUCAACAGCCAGUGAAGAGUCUGGAUGACGUUCGGCACUCGGUCACCAGUAGCCGUCCGCAGCGGACCUCCUCAUUCACUGGGAGUAAGGAAACCAGCAGAGAAACAGCCAACAUGCCAGCUGACUUGAACGGUUAUUGGAAAAUGAUUUCCAAUGAUAACUUCGAGGAGUACCUGAAGGCCCUUGAGGUAAAUGUUGCCAUCAGGAAGAUCGCCACCUUGUUGAAGCCCGACAAGGACAUCACCCACGAUGGGGACCACAUAAUCAUCAAGACCCUCAGCACCUUCAAAAACUACAACAUGGACUUCCAUGUGGGCAAAGAGUUUGAGGAGGAUCUGUCUGGAGUGGAUGACAGGAAAUGCAUGGCGACUGCCACCAUGCCAGCAGACUUCAAUGGGAAAUGGGUACUGGAAACCAGUGAGAAAUUUGAGGAUUAUUUGAAAGUGCUGAAUAUUGACUUUGCUACAAGGAAAAUUGCCAUCUCCCUGUCUCAGACCAAAGUGGUAGCUCAAGAUGGAGACAAGUUUGACUUCAAAACACUGAGCACCUUAAGGAAUUAUGAGCUCGCCUUCACUGUAGGGGUUGCGUUUGAUGAGUACACCAAGGGACUAGACAACAGAAAUGUCAAGAGUCUGGUGACCUGGGAGGGGGACAAGCUGGUGUGUACUCAGAAAGGAGAGAAAGCCAACCGUGGCUGGAAACACUGGACCGAAGGAGAUAAACUCUAUCUGGAGCUGACGUGUGAAGAUGUAGUUUGUCUUCAGGUGUUCAAGAGAAAAGAAUAAAAGGCAAAAUAUC